Molecule: messenger RNA, 2696 nt
Organism: Vidua chalybeata
Lineage: Eukaryota; Metazoa; Chordata; Aves; Passeriformes; Viduidae
Product: maestro heat-like repeat family member 5
Exons: 15
Coding region: 538-2463 (641 amino acids)
Cellular component (GO): cytoplasm
Source: RefSeq, a predicted model, not a curated record
UGACAAGAGCACGCCACAGUGCUCGGAGCAGGCGACGGGACAGGACAGGACAGAGCGGUGCCGUGAGGAGUCCUCGCACAGCGCGCUCGUUCGUGUCUGACCCGGAGCUUUUCUGAGGCGUUAUUCCUGCAGGUGACCUCGUGGCAGGACUGUGGGACUUGGUGACCAGAAUAAUUUAUGAGGGGUCUCCUGUCAUUGUGGCAGGAGCCCUCAAGACCAGAGUGCAGGACUUGCUGUCCUGCAGCCUUCCUGAGGCUCCUCUGUCUCAGGUGCUUUAAAGGCACAACUGCAAUUGUUGACUUGCAUAUAUCCUGAAGCAUCUCUCUGGAAGGUGCCUUCAAGGCUAGCUGGUGGAAUGGCAGGCAGAUUUCUCAGCCUGUUCAAAGUGUUCAGGGGGGAAAAAAGAAAGGCCCUGGAGCUGCCCCAGCACAACAGCCUGAAGAGCCAGGCCAGAUCCAGACACUGCAGGAUGAUGCAGCCCUGGACCGGACACAAGAGCAGGAACCCGCCCGUGGCCGCUUCCGCAAAAGCCUGAAGAUGUUCCGGCAGUUCCUGCGCAUUCAGCGUAGAAAGACCGGCAGCACAGCAGCUGCGGGUGCAGCCGAGCCUGACUUGGGGCUGACCGAGCUCCAGGCAGAGCCUGAUGGCAGCCCAGAUUCAGCUGAGCGCUCAGAAGAAUCUGCCACCUCAGAGACUGAAACCUGGGCAAAGGCUCAUCUCAUGUCUAUGACUGAGGACGUGGCCAUCACAAACACCAAAACCAGAGAGACUCAGGGCCUUACAAAUACUGACACCAUGCCUGCUCCAACUAUGAUUCAUGCUCCCACUAUGGAUUUUUUCGAGGAGAGUGCUGUUCCUUCUCACCAGCAGGAGCAGGUGCCAGCCAAGGUGAAGAACAUCCACCAGAGUCUCAUGUCCCACGUCUCUGUGGAUGCCAGGCUGCAAACGGACAUUGUGAGGCUGGCAGAAGAACACCCUGCUGACGUGGUGCUGACCCUCCUGCGCUGUGCCCCAACGUGUGACAGAGCUGCUGCAAAGAUGUGGAGAGCCAUAGGCUCAUCGGGACCAGCACUGGAGAAAGCGCUGCCAACACUGCUCUGUGUGAUGGAGGACUGGCCUCUGCACACAAUGUGCACCUCCGAUGGGGACAACAAGGACCUUUUUGCCCUGGCUGCAACUCUGGUGAUCUGGCUGAUUGUGCCUGAGUGCAACAAGGCCAUGAUCCCUUAUUCUGGGCGACUGUUUGUGGCUCUGCUCUUCCAUGUUGUCAUCACCACACAGCAGAUGCCACCAGAGGAAGUUGAUAACUUCUGGAGUGCAUGCCAGGAGAAACACCGCCUUCCCAGCAAGCCCAACAGGUUUGCAGUGCAGGCCAUGAAGGAUCUGCUCUGCCGACUGCAGUGUGACCAUGUGGUGGUGGCUAUGGAGCGCAAGGGGUGCUGGGACAUGAUGCUGUGUGCUCACACCCAGCACUAUGCCGUGGGUCUGCUGGCCAGGGAGAUGCUCCGUGUUUUGAUCCCUUUGUGUUCUUGCAUCACACUCCACUUGCUCCGGCAGCUCAGCAGGGAGGAGCCGUGCUGGGAUCUGCCCUUCCUGGCAUUCCUUGUGGAGGUCCUCGAGCGCCUGAACUUGAGUAAAUAUGGUGGCAGCGUCAUGAAGAUCAUGUCAAGGUACCUCCAGAGUGAAUGCAGUCAGAGGCGUCGCCUGGCACUCAGAGGCCUCGUGGUGCCCAGCAAGGAUCUCUUGAUGGCCAGAAGAAUGUGCAGCGUGUCUCAAAGCCUUCUGGAGCUGCUGGGGGAUGAAGAUAGAGAGGUGGUCAGCAUGAGCCUCCAUGUGUUCACCAAUGUGCUCCAGCACAAAGACAUCCUGGUAUCCAGCACCACCGCCCCAAAGCUGGCUGAGGCACUCCUGCUGCUCUUUGACCACGACAACAGCCAUGUGCAGUUGCUCUCCAUUCAACUCUUCUGUAAGGUGAUGGACUUGGUAGUGGAUGAGGGAAAAAAGCCCCUGGAGACAAUUGUGAACAAGAGCCUGGACACACUUUUCAUCUACUGUCAUGAUGAGAACUGGCACGUGGCAAAGGCCUCUCGGGAAACGCUGCAUUGUGCAGCCAAGUUUCUGAAGAGGAGAAAGCUCAAGCAGCUGCUGGAGAAGGAGCAUCUGUGGAAGUUUGCUGAGGUCCUGCUGGCAGAGGACAGGAGCCGAGCGGCCGAGCACCUGCGCCGGGCCCGGCCCUACCUGCAGAGCCCACAGGAGCCCCUGCGAGAGGUGGCCGUCAGGUUCAUGGGGAUGGCCGAGCGGAGCUUGAGGGGGCAGCAGGGAAAGCUCCACGCCCUCAGUCAGGCCAUUCAAGCCCAGAGGAAAGGCACUAUAUCCCACUGGAGCAGGACUAUUCAUGCCCAGUUUACCAGCAGAGCUGAAGAAUUAAGUUCAUCUUCAGGAUCCAGUGAAUCAGUGUCCUAAGAACAGCACCAGAAGACACUGAGGAGGACACCAUCUCCCGCUGCCACUGGAGCUCCAGGCACAACUGAUGUUUGGCACAGCUGAGCCUGUAGGACGCUGGUGUGGCUUCAGCCCUCGCCCUGCCUGUAGAUAGCUCCCUCCCUCCAGCUCUCAGACCAUGUCCAUCCCCUUUUUUUCUCUUCCAGUUCAAACCUUUGUUUCCCCUUUCAUUAAUAAAUGGUUUGUCUUUUUCA